Messenger RNA from Mercenaria mercenaria, 4106 nucleotides. RefSeq lists its product as uncharacterized. NCBI's taxonomy places the organism in Eukaryota, Metazoa, Mollusca, Bivalvia, Venerida, Veneridae. The record is from RefSeq and is a predicted model, not a curated record. Bases 853 to 1740 code for a protein of 295 amino acids. The transcript has 3 exons.
ACUGUUUAUUGAACGUCUUCCAGCGUAUAACAGUCAAAAUAAACACGAAGAACCAUGAUCUCAUAUUUCUCAGGUUUAAACAACAUUGGAGUUAAGUUAGUACAGCGAUCUUUUUUUUAUUCACAUUUUAACACAAAAAAAUAAACUUAAAAAUUUUGAUUUAUGAUAAAAUUAAACAAAGUGUUAAACAGGGAAUGUAAAUUAAAACUGUUCAAUGGAUUUUUCAUUAUAUUUGUGCGGAUUGAAUUAAAAUUUUAGAUAUCGCUAGACGAGAUAAAGUUAAUCGAAAAUUUAUGUAUAUUCAAACUCUUAGGAUGUUUAAAUAUUGUUAAGAUGUUUGAAAAAUGACAGCUUAAAGAUUUUACAAGGCCGUUAUCUGAGGAACGCUCGGGUCAAGAUGGUAUAGAAGUGUUUAUGUUCCGUAAUAAACCGACUGCUAAAACUAAAGCUUCGGAGUUUUUCUAUACCGUUGAGGACUACCAUAUUGAUCCGGCCUAGACAAAGAUAAAGGUUUGGGGCGAAGGACGACGAUGUUUUAAAGUUUUAUCAGUUUUGCGGCAAUGGCAGAGGGAAUAACUGUGUUACUAGGCUAUCAGGGAUUUUUGAAAGUAUUAAAAAAUGUGGAUUUAGUCUUUAUAGCGUGUUUUUAGACACUUUUCUCCAGAUUUUUAUAACAGGAAAUCGCAGAGCAGUCGGGGAUUGCUUUACGCGCUGUUGAUACAUUAUAUUUGUUUGAUAUUAUAUACACAUGCUUCAAGAAAUAUAAUUAGUUAAACACUCUUUAUAAUGUGUGUACGUCAAGCAUAUGGAAUGAACAUAAAUGUCAGUGUAUUGUAACAACUGAAAAUAAAAAUGGAAAACAGAAAGUGGUCCGCUUCGAGAGAAAGAAAGACAGCAUGGACAGUCUGCUUGCAGAGAGCAUUGCUUAUCUUGGUGACAACCCUGAUAUCAUUUGUACAAUCGGAGAAGAUUCCUUUGCCUCGUUUUCAAGACUUGCGCGCGCACUACCCGGGCUAUUCACAUCAUGGCGGCCAAUACAGAAAUCAUGAAUUAUACAACAUGAUAGGCAUCGAAAAAAAUAACAACUUGCUUCUUCAUGAUACAAGUGCAUUAAGACUUUCAUAUUCUUUAAAUCAGAUCGGUGGAGUUCACUCCCUUGGCAAAGAAAUGAUACAUUUCUCGAGAUUUGGACACGACAGUAUCCAAGGAAAGGAUCAGCUGCAAUAUAUAUUUUUGCCAAUUUCAUUCGGCCCUUACCUAGCCGAUAAAUAUGGAUAUCCAAACAUUUCAAAACUGCAUCAAGUAAAUCCUGUGCAAACGAAACAUACAUUUUGGGGCAAGCAAGGUAUAUUAAGAGUGAUAACAUACACAAAUCACGGAAAUCAGCCUAAAGGACAUGUUGCAUUGUGGGAUUGUUAUCAUUUCCACCAAUCAAAAGACUGGAUUUCCGGAAACAGUUUGUUAACAGUGGAGUUCUGGGAGUCACCAGAUUCUGACUGUUCCGAAUAUUCUGCAGACACCACCCAACCAAUCACAAUUAUUCCAUUAUUACCUGUAAAAAGCGACCAGUCAAAAUCAGCGUUGCAAAAUGAGAACAGUCAAUCAAAAUUGUUAAGCAUUUUAAAAGACAGUAGUAUUAAAUCAAAGGCAAAAUACCUAAAGCAUUUGAUUAUGCCAACAAACGCGAGACAUUCUUCAAAGAAGCAAAGGCUGAAAAACAAGUUAAAGAAAUUAAGGUAGAAGUGAACUAAAUAUUCAAGGUAAAGUGAAGACUGCUAUAUUUUUCUCCGAUUUUUCAAAUAUUUGAAUAUCCAUUACACAGCAUUCGAUUUUGAACAGGAUUUUACUGUUAAAGACAAAGUAGUAAAAAUCUGAAUUGUGAUUUUACUGUAUUCGUGAUCUCGCUAUCGAAAAUAGAUAAAAAUGACACGAAGACAACUUUAUAAUUUACGACUGGAAACAAUUGGACAGUUCUUUGAGUGCAUUUUGUCUUCCAUACCGAAGUCUUCCGAACAGGCAGCAUUUAUUAUCGGAGGGUUAAAGGGAGGUAACCACAAGAAACUAUUAAAAGAGAUCCAUAUUCUGUUACUCAUCCCUUGAAAAUUGUAAAAAAUAGCGUGUAUUCUUUUUAUUUAUAUCUAGUCAGUUUGUUUAUGUUUGCUUACUCGUUAUUUUUCUUUCCGCAAUUAUUGUUAUUAGUGUAAAAUACUUGUACUUUUUUAUUCAAUUGUUUACAAAGUAAAUACUUUGUAAUGACGUCAUGCAACAAUUUGAGUACACCAUAUGUUGCAAAAUAUAUAAUUUCAUCAUUUUUUUUCAUCAGGUUUGGAAACAUGUUUAUCUUAUAGGUACAGUGUAUAAUGUGACAACGACAUCUGUGUAAACGCUGCUUCAUUUAUUUUGCGUUUUCAAGUUUUUUCUUAUUUAACGGUGACUGUUACAGUCUAACUACAAAGGUCAAAAUUAGGGAUGUGAAACGAUUUCUCUCUGUAUAGAUUUUUUUUUAUUUGUAGCAAACGUUAUGUCAUUAGUGGUAAAAUUCAAACUGAAAUCACUCAGAAUACAGUGUAACUUUGACCAUAGCAUCAGUUGUAACAAUUACGGUACCAGCUGUAACUGAUAUAGUUAUGACAUUCAGUGUAACUUUUAGCAAAAAGAAAAGAGGAAGUUUAAAAUCGCUAUCGUUUCUAUAUAUGAAUUACAAUAAUUGGUCAUAUUACAUGGAAAUUGUUUUUAUAUUCUUUUAGGGAUUUAUUAUCAUACAAUAUUGAGUCAUAUUAUGUAUUAAAUUUUGUAAUAUAUGAAAUUUGUAAUGUUCACAUAUUGCAUUCGAUCAUUCUAAUGGCAGAUCUGGGAUAAAGGGCAUUGUUUUUUUCAGAGGUUUUCUAUAGAUCAAGAAGAAAAAACAUCGUUUUACAAUAUGAAACACAUUGUUAUGUUUUUUUUAUAAUUGAUUUCAAACAAUACUGUCCUUAAAGACAUUUAAAAGAUUUGAAAGUUGCACUUUUAGACAAACGUACAUCUUUGGGCACCGUUUUCAUUAUAUGUUUGUUCGCCGUUUAAUAUCAUCCGAUUGUACAAAUGAAAAAAGGAUAUCCGAUUUCUUUUUAAAGUGUUUUUUUUCAGUUCAUAAAUCCGCAGUAUAUUGUAAUAAAACAGAUACCCGGAAUUAACUUGACAAUGUUACAUACUCUCGGGUGAUCAUUGGUAUUUUAUAUCCUCAUUUAAAGUAUUGACUCCCCCGCAUUGGUUUGGUAAAAAGUUUUUUAAAAACUUUAAAAAAUUUUGUGAAAGCAUACAUUAAUAAUCAUGUAUCCCCUAAAUGUCCCUUUAAUGUACAAGUACUUGUUUCGGAAGGCCCCGAAGGCGUUACAUCCGUUAAAUUGUUACCCUGAUUUUAAGCAUACAAAAGUAUGUUCAGUGCAGAUCUAUAGUAAUUGAACAGGUAUACAGCUUUUUUUAUACCAUAGAGACUUGGCUUCUCUGAAUAAUAAUUACCAUACAAUGCUAAAUAUUAUCAUAAUCUUGUGAUUUUAAAUUGAACGAUAAAAUUGAAAGUGGGUAUUUUUUCUUAAAUGGCGCACUAAAAUUCACACCGAAAUUUUCUGGGUAAAAACACCAGUUUAUUUCUAGGUCAAAAUGGCGGGAAUCCCAUCUGAAUUUCGGAUACAGUGUACGGAAAUGAAAAAGGCUCGCUUUGGCACGUUUUAAUAAUGGAUAGACUUUCUCAAUAUCAUGUUUCUAAACUUAAUUUAUUUUAUAAGUUGUACAGGCGUGGGUUUCUACUGAAUCAGAGCGACGAAGACCUAAAAAUAAGUAGAAUUUCCAGAUCGAAUUAGGUAGAUGAAAAGGGUGUCUUUACCGGGUUUAUCGCAGUUAUUCAAAGAAAUCUGUCAGGCUGACAUUAUGCUAUUUUUAGAAAAGAUUGUGAUAUCAUGUACUAUAGCCAUUCGCGUGGUGACCUAACCGCGUUGCUUUGCUACGUGCCAUUUAUAUAUUGUUCACAUACAUGUUGGUAAGAAAUUAACCAAAUACAGUAUUUCACAUAAUUUACGAAAUCUGUUCACAACGAAGACUUUGAAUCAAAAAUAAAUAUCUCAGAAAUA